Messenger RNA from Engraulis encrasicolus (European anchovy), 4383 nucleotides. RefSeq names its product secretory carrier membrane protein 1 (gene scamp1). Gene Ontology annotation, biological process: protein transport. The record is from RefSeq and is a predicted model, not a curated record. The transcript has 9 exons. Gene Ontology annotation, cellular component: recycling endosome membrane; trans-Golgi network membrane. The coding region runs from base 129 to 1145 and encodes 338 amino acids. NCBI's taxonomy places the organism in Eukaryota, Metazoa, Chordata, Actinopteri, Clupeiformes, Engraulidae.
UUGCAGAGAAGCCGAGAGAAACCUGAAGCUUACCACCAGUUUUGGUGUAAGGUGAACGAGAAGGCUGUGUGCUGUCAGCCGAAAGGCUAGCUCGAAAACUUAACUCAGUAGUUAACGUUUAGGUGAGGAUGUCGGAUUUUGACAGCAACCCAUUUGCGGACCCCGACUUCAGCAACCCCUUUCAGGAUCCCUCGGUGACACAAGUAACGCGAAAUGCUCCUCCCGGCCUGGAAGAGUAUAACCCAUUUACAGAAGCCAAGCCGGGUCCACCGGGUGCUCUGAACAAAGCAGUGUCCCCCACCACCCCCAACACGCAGCCCGCCAUCAUGAAGCCCACCGAGGAACCCCCCACCUACUCCCAAGCCCAGCAGCAGCAGACACAGGAGCAGGUGCGUGCCCAGGCUGACCUGCUAAGGAGGCAGGAGGAGCUGGAGAGGAAGGCAGCCGAGCUGGACAGGAGGGAGAGGGAGAUGCAGUCCCUUAGCGCCUCCGGAGGAAGGAAAAACAAUUGGCCGCCCCUCCCCGAGAAGUUUCCCGUGGGCCCGUGCUUCUACCACGACAUCACCGUGGACAUUCCAGUGGAGUUCCAGAAGACCGUCAAGAUCAUGUACUACUUAUGGAUGUUCCACACAGGAACUCUGUUUGCCAACAUCUUUGGCUGCCUGUCCUGGUUCAUCGUGGACACUGCGCGGGGGGUGGAUUUUGGUCUGGCCAUGCUCUGGUUCCUGCUCUUCACGCCCUGCUCCUUCGUCUGCUGGUAUAGACCUCUCUAUGGAGCCUUCAGGAGUGACAGCUCGUUCCGCUUCUUCGUCUUCUUCUUCGUCUACAUCUGCCAGUUUGGAGUUCACGUGCUGCAGGCCAUUGGCAUCACUGGCUGGGGGGCUAGUGGCUGGAUCUCGGCCCUGACUGGCCUGAAUAAGAGCAUUCCUGUGGGCAUCAUCAUGAUCCUCAUCGCAGCCCUCUUCACCGCCUCCGCUGUCAUCUCCCUCAUCAUGUUCAAGAAGGUGCACGGCCUGUACCGCACCACCGGGGCGAGUUUCGAGAAGGCGCAGCAGGAGUUUGCGACGGGGGUGAUGGCCAACAAGACCGUCCAGACGGCCGCCGCCAACGCCGCGUCCGGGGCCGCCCGCGCAUCCUUCCAGUGAAACCAGCUGGCCGACCUGCCGGUCAGCCGGACGUCCAGCUGCCUGCCCAUCUGAGUAGUGUGUCCCCUCUCUCUCUCUACUACAAUCUCCUCCUCUCCUCCCCUCUCCUCUCCACGCUCCGAUCCUAGUCCUCCUCCUCAUCUUCCAAAUGAUUGUACCCAUCAAAGGCCGGCACCUUUUCAGACCCAUGUUCACGCCCAUCAACUCAGCAGCGAAUAAGAGUACGCGAGUAAGAGUACCCAAGCCUUCCGUACCGUGCGCCUUCAGUAGGCUACUACAUAUCAAGGCAGGACCUCUCUCUCUGCCCUGCCCUGCUCCUUUUCACACACGCUCAGCCACCUUACCCAGGCCUUAUCCUCUCCUCUCCUCACCUCUCCUCUCCUCAACCCUGUAAAAUGUAUGUGUGCGUGAAGUGAAUGCAUGCGUAAAUGCACUGAAGCAAGAAAUCGACAGAACCUUUCUUUUGGCUUUCUGUAUGACUGAGUUGGUCCUCUCCUUUCUCUGCCUUCUCUUCCCAGACCCCCUCCACAUCCUCCGCACCCCCUCAAGUCAAUGAAUGAAGUGAUGUCUGUUUCCACAGACAGACAGCAACACACUAUACAGUGCAGGGGCCUAUACUACAAAGCUGGUUCAGGAGUAAACCAGGUUAAGUUGAGAGGUAAAUCAUCUAAUAGAAGAGCCUGGAGUCCUCCAGAUGAUUUGCCUCUUAACUUAUCCCGGUUUACUCCUGAACCAGCUUUGUAGUAUAGACCCCACGAGCUCAAACAGAAUGUUUGUUAUCAUCGGUUAUGAUGAAGGUUGUGAAACCUUUUUGAAGGUUACUUACAUUUUACACCUACCCCCCCAACCCACCCCCCUCCACCAAAAAAACCUGAAGUGUAUUAUUUUAUUGCAAUGUCCCUUCACCCUUCACCUUACCCCCCCAGCCCCGCUUGUCCGAUUCCUGGAAUGAGAACACUUGAGAAAGAAAAUCACAUCAAGAGAACAAGAAAUAUGAUUCAUCCCGUAAAAAUCACACUCCCUGUUGUCAGGGAUAUACGUAACGUACACUCCACACUUGCAUGACCGAUAACGAUGGACGUCAGCCUUCAAGUUCUUGCAUUUGAGGAGUUUAGCCUAAAACGUAAAGCGUAAAACUUAAAGAUUAAAGAUGAAACACUUUAAGGUUGCUUUUGAUUCCUAUCUGCAGGCCAUGCCGUUCUUUUCCACUGUAACGAGUCGAAAGAAACGAAAAGAUGUUUUAGUUGUUUGCCAUUGAACUGCUUUUCUCUUGUAGGGCAAGACUCAGUAUUGAUGAACAAAAUGUUUGUGGCAUACGUGUAUGUGUGCGUGUGCGUGUGCGUGCGUGCGUGCGCUCAUUGCUGAGUCGAGAGAUGUUAUAACCGUGUUGGGUUGGUCCUCACUCACUAAUGGGUAGAAAAUGAGACUUUGUGCUUUCCCUCAUUUUCAAAACACAUUAUUAUUGUUCUUCAACCAGAUUGUGUUCUUUCUUCCUUUGUCUUUUUUUUCUUUCGUUCUUUUUUUUACCAGCCAGAGCUGAUAGUUUAGUUGUUUUCCUAUCUCUGCAUUUUAUUUUAUUUUUUAAGUGAAAUUUCAAAGGCAUCAGUUUUCAUCCUAGCUGACCAGUCAGGUUGUACGUAUCUCAAGUCACUUCCAUCUCAUUAGAAGAGCUGUUGGAGGGUGAUUGAAAAGAAGAACAACUGCUUCUGGUUCUUUCCUCAGAGCUAGGCGUCUUUACUAAGAGCUGUGCGCUUGUGUUGGCCAUUUGAUGAGUGGUGGUCAUCGUUCAAUCCAGGGAUCUAAAUUAACACCAGCCAACCGAACAAAUGCUGGUGACAUGCUUCAGUUUGGCUGGUAGAAAAGACCAACUUACUUACCACUUUGACCCCUUAGUUGAGUGUGUGUUUGGCUUGUAAAAUUAACAUCUAAAAACGAUUUUGACGGGAAAAGUUAAUUUAGAGCCCUGGUCCUAUCCCCUUCCUCUUAGGCACUCUGUUGCAAUCUUAGAGGAGUCAGACUCCAGACUGCUAAAGCACUGCUGCCGAAAGACGCUGACAUUUCACCUCUUCAUCAUCAUCAUCAUCAUCACACAGAAUCUUUUCCUCUUAUUGUCUCCGACUAGCUCUGACUAUAAUUAUUAUAGUUUGUGCGUGCGUGUGUGUAUGUGUGCGUGUGUCUCUUUGCAUCUGGUGUGAGUGCAGAGAUGAGCUGUGUGUGUGUGUGUGUGUGUGUGUGUGUGUGUGUGUGUGUGUGUGUGUGUGUGUGUGUGUGUGUGUGUGUGUGUGUGUGUGUGUGUGUGUGUGUGUGUGUGUGUGUGUGUGUGUGUGUGUGCGUGUUGAUCUACAGUGAGUUCUUUUAUAAAUAAAUUUCCACCAAUUGCACCUGUAUAUGUUUCUACUGUUUUUUCUUUGUUGAUUUUGUUUUUUGAAACUGCUUUUUUUCCUUCCUUCCUUUCUUCCUUCCUUUGCUAAGAAUCACCAGAAAAUCAAGACAACUGGCUGAUGCCAUGAUGAUGAUCCUGUUUAACUGUGUUGCGAUGCAAUGAGUCGUUGCACAUUAGCUUGUGCAUUUUAAUCAGUGGAUACAAAGUAAUGGUUAUGUGGUUGAAACACUGAGAAGACGCUGAGGUGUAACCAGUGAUGGGCAACCCGGAUCCAGCAGCCAGAAAUCCACUGCCACAUGUUCCAAAAGACUUCCAAGGGGUGUUUCUCAAAGUGAAGUGUUCUUGCCUUGCUAAGUGCGAGUAACGCCCAUGUUUUGCACGAGUAUCCAAUUAUCAAUUACUCUUAGAACUAGUUAUUGGAUACUUCUUAGUGAAAUCUGUAAAAAAAAGGGGGUGUUAGCAAGGCUAGAACACUUCACUUGGAGAAAUGCCCUUGGUUUUCUCUGUCCAAUAAGGGCAUCUGGGCAGGUAAAACCUGGUCAUUUGGAAUAUGUGGAACUGGAUUUCUGGCUUCUGAAUGCAGGUGGCCCAUCACUGGGGCUAACUUUCAGCUGGUCCUGUAAUAUUUCAUGACUGUGGAGUCUGAAGUUAUUUAAAAUACAUAAAAAAAGAAAAACCAACAAAAAAACAAAUAAGGAAUGUUUGUAUAUUUUGUAAAAUUGUUGGCUGAUUACCUGUCGUCCUGAUCUGAGCUGUACUGUAUAAGAUGCACUCUUGUCUCAUUCAGUUGCAUGUUAAGUAGUUUGAGUUUUGUAUAUUUAUUGUAUUAACACAAAAUAAAACUUAAAGUACACA